Messenger RNA from Oreochromis niloticus (Nile tilapia), 1781 nucleotides. RefSeq names its product cilia and flagella associated protein 90 (gene cfap90). The transcript is spliced from 3 exons. The coding region runs from base 138 to 551 and encodes 137 amino acids. Lineage: Eukaryota; Metazoa; Chordata; Actinopteri; Cichliformes; Cichlidae. The record is from RefSeq and is a predicted model, not a curated record.
CUCAGAAGUACACGAAACUCCAAGAGCAUGUGAAGGCAGCACAUCAAGUUGCUAGGUUGGUAUCUUAGCAACCCCAGACGCCUGUGUCCUAAGACUGGACUUUUCUGGGGUUUUGAGACAGGUUUUGAGUUAGAACGAUGGACGUUUCACUGGAGGCAAAAACCAAACCGCUGGCUACACUGUCAGCCUUCAGCUACAUCCCACCGCGAAGAAAUGAGUCCAAACAAAUGUCCUACUUUAACAACGAACCGAAGGUCUCAGAUGUGUCCAUGUAUGACCGAUUAAACAACCAUGUUGAGGGUUAUGAUAUGAGGCUCCCCCGGGAUGACAGAAAACACUGGAAAGGAAGAGGACUUGAUAUAAACAAAGAGGAGAGGUCCAGAACUGUGCCGGUGCUGUCCUCGUCAGAGUAUGGCCGUCGUCCCGCUCCUGCACUCUACGUCCCAGAGAGGCAGUAUGCUCGUGUUGCUUGCAUUAAAUCUGAAAUCUACAUGAAAAAUGGGAUCUUAUGGAGUGUGGAAGAAGGAUACGGAUCAGUGAUACCUUCUUAAAAGUCUGACGUGUCAGUGCAUGAAGGUUAAGUGUUUUUUUCUCACUGUGGAAACUUUAAUAAUAAAAAGCGUUGUGCUCUGUAGAUUGUUUAGUAAAAGAAUGCAAGUGUAAAAAUUUAACCCAUUGACAUAACUGUUGACUAUAGUAGCAAGACAGAUUUUUAUUCUUAAUGACUAGAAAAGACCUUUAUUUUCUAAGAAAGUCAACCUACAUUUUCUUCUUCAAUCAGCAUGAAUAUAAUGUGAAGUUUCAGUGGAGACUGAAGUGAAUCAUAACGUAUUUCCCAGAUUUAGUAGCUGAAUUUUCUGUAUGGCUCAAAGAUUAGAUUUUGUUUUCUGACUGCCUUCUUGUGUGAUGUUUGUUUUUACAUUCUGGGUGUCAGGAAUAAUGUGAAUUUUUGUAAUGGGAUUUUGUAUGGAGCAAAUUUGAAAGGUUGAAGCCAGUGUUGGAGUAGCUGGCCAGUUUCUCUCAGGUACUUUUAUUGAUCAUUUGAACAACCCAUUCUUUUUAAAUUAGCUUCUACAUCAGUGUGCGCUGCACUCCCUGCAUUUGAUCUGUUUUUUUCUUACUGUUUUUUUUUAGUUCCGCUCGCCUUACAUAAAUACUUCAUACUUCACAUACUCACUAACCUCCUCGGUUCACUAAGUUCUCAGAUUCUUUUUGUGUAUAAAUACUAAACCCACGCAACAGAGAUCAGCCUCCUACACGAUAAGAUUUUUUUUUGAGUGCAGACAGCUCUCAUUUGCUUCUGCCUUUGUACUGUGGCUGAAAUAGAGCUUUUAUUCUUAGAAACUUGACAAGAUUUAAAUGUAUGUGGUGCUAGAACUGCAGUGAUGUUAGGAAGCUGUUAGAGGAGGUGGUGUUUCAAGGUUACAGUGACAAGAAAUACCCCGGCCUAUAAUAUUUCCUGGUGUUAGUCCAGUUUUAUCAAGUCCAAAGUCUAUUAGCCAUCUACCACAACUCUACCAGGCUCUCGUCCUGUCUGUCUCCCUCAACCUCAAACAGUCCAUAGCUGCCCCUUUCUGAGCCUGGUUCUGCCGCAUGUUUCUUCCCAUUAAAAGGGAGUUUUUCCUUUCCACUGUCACCAAGUGCUUGUUCAUAGGGAGUGGUCUGAUUGUUGGGUUUUCUCUAUUAUUUUAAGGUUUUAACCUGACAAUAAAGCACAUUGAUACAAGUGUUGUGAUUUAAGGCAGUAAAAAUACAAUUAAAUUGGAAUGAAUUAAAAUGAA